Messenger RNA from Solanum dulcamara, 1312 nucleotides. RefSeq names its product cyclin-dependent kinase inhibitor 4-like. The record is from RefSeq and is a predicted model, not a curated record. Lineage: Eukaryota; Viridiplantae; Streptophyta; Magnoliopsida; Solanales; Solanaceae. Gene Ontology annotation, cellular component: nucleus. Gene Ontology annotation, biological process: negative regulation of cyclin-dependent protein serine/threonine kinase activity. The transcript has 3 exons. The coding region runs from base 147 to 854 and encodes 235 amino acids. Gene Ontology annotation, molecular function: cyclin-dependent protein serine/threonine kinase inhibitor activity.
CUCUUCAACCAACAACUGCAAAAUCCCCUUCUUCUCUUAACCAACAACUGAAAUAGUUCUUUUUUCUACCCUUUAAGCUCCAUAAGAAGAAGAGCUUAAAAAAACAGAGCAAAGAAGAAAAAAAAUCAAGAUUUGAGAGGGGGGAAAUGGGGAAGUAUAUGAGGAAGAGGAAUACAAAAACUACUGGGGAAGUUGUUGCUGUUUUGGAUGUGAGUCCUCUUGGUGUUCGUACAAGAGCUAAAACCCUAGCUCUUCAGCGAUUGAAGAAAUCGAGCUCUGAUACGGCUAUUGCCGCCGCCGCCGCCGCCGGCGGUGGUGAUGGGUGUUAUCUGCAGCUGAGGAGCAGGCGGCUUGAGAAACCCUUGGUGGGUUUUGAAGGGAAAAGACAGAAACACCCUUUGAAGGAAUCGAAAAGACAGAAUAGGAGUUUGAGCGUGAAGGAGAUGAAGGGGAAAUCUUGGAAUUCUGGGUCGGUUGAGGGUGAAAUGGAGGAAAAGGAAGAAAUUCAGGAAACCCAGAAGGAAAUUAACAAAAAUGGAAGCUGUGAAGGAGAAAACUUGCUGGAAUUCGAUGGUAGAGAGAGGACCACUAGGGAGAGCACACCUUGCAGUUUGAUCAGGGACCCAAAUAACAUACAAACCCCUGGUUCCAGUACAAGACCUAACAAUGCUAGUGAAGCUAACGACGGAGAGCCAAAUUCACCGCAACUAAUUAUCCCAACAGCUCAUGAAAUGAAGGGCUUCUUUGCUGCAGAAAAGAAGCAGCAGAGAGAAUUCAUUGAGAAGUACAACUUUGAUCCAGUGAAUGACAAGCCCCUCCCUGGACGUUACGAAUGGGUGAAAGUAGAUGGUUAGAAAUGGUUUGAACUAGAUCGGUAGAUAUGGACAUAUGGUAUCGGCAUCCCAGGAGGACUUGUCCAGCAUUUUCUUGUUUGAUCUUUAGGUCUAGAUAAUGGUAGGAAAACAACAAGGAUUGUUAGUUAGUCCCUACUUGGUGAUGGUCAUAUUUUGUUUCCAGUCACCCUUGUAAAGAAUUUAGGACAGCAAGUUCUAAACUGUAGACUAGUGAUCUGUAGCAUAACAGUGUGUGAAUUUAUUCAACAAAUAUAAGGAGAUCCUUUGUCUAACAGAACGUCAAAGGGUGGUUGUUGUAGUCAUAAUGGUUAUGUUAGUCAUAGUGUUGUAGUACAUGAGUUCAGUCUAGUAAUCUUUGUUUCCAUUAUCAUGUAAUCCCCCCCUCCCCCAACCCCCAACCCAACCUUUGUUGUCCGUUCCAGUGAUGAAUAAAAUAUUGAGCUUCAAAGUUUACCUUA